AUGAAAAGACGCCAAGUAGACAAGGGACAGAAUAUGUGCAAUUCCAAAGCCAAGAGCUUGGUAACUUACCAUUACGGUCACGGUACGAGUGGAUCUGCCACGGUUGCCCUUUCCUCUACUCCUCGCCUUUCCUCCUUUCCCAUCCUCAACUCUCUUCAACUUCUUCUCUUGUUUAUCCUACCUUCCUCUUGCGCCAUUGCGCUAUUCCUAUCACUCCUAUCCGCGGCUUCGUCACCCCGCGCAUCCUCUCCGCACUCCGGUCAAUUGACCGACGUGGAGUCUCGUCUUGACCUUCCCUUCGGGCAAAGCUUCUCAACCAUCAUGACAACGUUGAUGGUACUGACUUAUGAGUGCACAGCUCUAUGA
Penicillium hordei is the source of this 366-nucleotide messenger RNA. RefSeq lists its product as uncharacterized. The record is from RefSeq and is a predicted model, not a curated record. The transcript has 2 exons. NCBI's taxonomy places the organism in Eukaryota, Fungi, Ascomycota, Eurotiomycetes, Eurotiales, Aspergillaceae. Bases 1 to 366 code for a protein of 121 amino acids.